UUGCUAACAGACUCAAUGGAUUAGAUAUACGAUCCGAGGGGGGCCCUGACAGAAAGCCAACCAUCAUUGUACUGUACAUGGUGGUUUUCAUAUUUUUCUUGCUCCCCUGAGCGUUCAUGAAUACGAAUAUAUUGUGACAGUUGAAAAGGUAGUGAGGGCAGUUGUGAGAGUCUUAGUUGAGGCCAAGGCCGCCGAGGCUCUUUGGCAUGCAUGCAAGUAAGCAAACACGUGAGCACAUGGCACACGAUCCAUGCGGGUUCCAAGUUUUUGACGUGUUAAACCAAACCUUUCCAUGGUGACAGUAGAAAGUUUACAGUUAAUACCUUAAGCUUAAAGGAGAGAGGGAGAGACAAAUGUGAUGAAUUGAAAAAGUCCCAUGGAUUCGUCGAUCCAAUUAAGAAGUAGUUCCCGUGUCCUCGUGUUCAAAGAAUCGGUCCAUCGAAUCGAGGACGCUAUUAUUUCCGAGGCUGACACUGCAACCUCCAGUCAGCGUCAUCCGAAUCCCCAAGAGACAGCUGAAGAAGACGAUCUCAGCCAUGGAUUUAGAGUUGGGGCCAAAAUUUCCCAAGCCUCGGCCUCCUCGUUGCGUUCGAUAACCCGUCCGUUGUCUGUUGCUUGGCCAAAGUCGUCCUUAUUUCGCUCUUGGUGUUGUUUCAGAGUUCAUCCGGAGAGUUCGCACUCGCAUCCGCGACGAGCUCCGUGUUACGAAACCCUUGAAAUGAAGGUGGAGACCAUGACCAACGAUGGCAACGCUCAGGCUCAAGGCGACAAUGAGGAUCUCUUGUGGAAGCCGCUCUCCACCAAAACUCAUCAUCUGGAGCUCAUUCGAUUGGGACUGAAUGAACAAUAUUCGGUCAAUCUGUUGCACUAUCACGAUCUCCACAAAUGGUCGGUGGAGCACUUUGAUCUGUUCUGGGCCUUUCUUUGGAACUACUUUCAAAUCAAAUCUUCCGUCCCUCCCACUAAACCCGUGGUGGACAAAGAGCAGCUCAUCAGUGAUAUUCCUCGCUGGUUUCCCGGUGUUAAGAUGAACUAUGCGGAAAAUCUCCUGCGAUACCCGGACGGUGACAAGAUCGCUUUCUAUUUCACCACUGAGCGAGUCAAGGACAUUGGAAUCCAGAGCAAGACCUUUGGACAAUUGCGUCGACGAGUGGCCUUCAUCGCUCACGCUCUUCGACAGCAUGGUGUGCAAGUUGGCGAUCGUGUGGUGGGGUAUUUGCCCAAUUUCGCUGAAUCGAUCGAAAUCAUGGCGGCUGUGUCUUCCAUUGGAGCCAUCUGGAGCUCGACAUCCCCGGAUUUUGGAGUUUCCGGAGUACUGGAUCGCUUCAAGCAAAUCUCGCCCAAAAUCGUGUUUUCUGUCGAAGCUGUGUCCUACAAUCUCAAAAUCCACAACCACUUGGACAAGCUCAAAGAAGUUGUGGAUGGUCUUCCAAAUGUUGAAAAGGUGGUCGUGAUUCCAUACUGCACUAGUGAGACUGACAUCUCGCUCAACACCUUGAACAUGGGCGACAAAGCCACCUUCUUCUCGGAAUUCAUCGGUCCUGAAACGGGCUCAUCGCCGGCCUUGACCUUCGAGCAUCUUCCCUUUGACCAUCCUUUAUUCAUCAUGUACUCCAGUGGAACAACCGGUGCGCCCAAGUGCAUGGUCCACGGCGCGGGUGGAACCCUCAUGAAGCACUUGGAAGAGCAUCAGAUCCAAGGGAAUCGAGGUCCCGAAGAUGUGCUCAUGUAUUACACCACCAUUGGGUGGAUGAUGUGGAACUGGAUGGUUUCGGCACUAGCCCUGGGUACGACUUUGGUCUUGUACGAUGGCUCCCCUUUGCUUCCACACGUGGCGGCCAUGUGGGACUUGGUGGAUGAGUGCGGGAUCACCGUUUUUGGCACGUCCGCGAAGUGGAUCGCCGUCCAGGAGGACAAAGGAGUGCAACCGCGACUCAGUCAUAAGUUAGGGACGUUAAAAGCCAUCUGCAGCACGGGUUCACCCUUGAGUCCACAUAGUUAUGACUAUGUUUACCGAGAGAUCAAAAGCAACGUACUCUUAGCUUCCAUCAGCGGAGGCACGGAUAUCAUCGCGUGUUUCAUGGGCGAAAAUACGGUGCUUCCCGUGCAUCGCGGAGAAAUUCAAAGUGCUCAUCUUGGAUGUGCCAUCGAGUGUUGGGACGAGGAUGGUCAACCGAUUGAAGGUGACUCGGGUGAACUCGUCUGCACUCGACCUUUCCCCUCGAUGCCAGUAAAGUUCUGGAACGACCCCGAUGGCAAACUGUACCGGGCCGCCUAUUUCGACAAGUAUCCCGGCGUUUGGGCCCACGGCGACUUCCUCCAUAUCAACCCUAAAACCAAGGGCCUGUUCAUGUUAGGGCGAUCCGAUGGAACACUCAAUCCCAAUGGAGUACGUUUUGGGAGCGCCGAAAUCUACAGUAUCCUGGAGACCUUUGACAUCGUAGCAGACUCGCUUUGUGUUGGACAACGCGUUGGCAACGAAGAACGCGUAAUCCUGUUCUUGAAAAUGAAAGAUCCCGGCAUGUUCACUCCUGAGUUGAUCAAAGUCAUUCGCGGCAAGAUCCGAACCCAACUGAGUGCCCGUCAUGUACCUGCACUCAUUCUUCCCAUAGACGACAUUCCCUACACCGUGAAUGGCAAGAAAGUCGAGGUAGCUGUCAAGAAGAUACUGGCCAAUCAACCAGUAAAGAAUGCUGGAGCUUUAUCUAAUCCGGAGAGUUUGGAAUUGUUCCGAAACAUCCCGGAGACUCAGGUUUGGUAAAACAAAUACAACGGAGGAUUAAUAAACAUAUUGGUUAUAUUAUUGUA
Tigriopus californicus is the source of this 2808-nucleotide messenger RNA. RefSeq names its product acetoacetyl-CoA synthetase-like. Gene Ontology annotation, biological process: lipid metabolic process. The record is from RefSeq and is a predicted model, not a curated record. Gene Ontology annotation, molecular function: acetoacetate-CoA ligase activity. Gene Ontology annotation, cellular component: cytosol. Bases 377 to 2761 code for a protein of 794 amino acids. NCBI's taxonomy places the organism in Eukaryota, Metazoa, Arthropoda, Copepoda, Harpacticoida, Harpacticidae. The transcript has a single exon.